ACUAAUUCUGGUAUCUCUGAGGGGUCUAUAAAAAGGGGAUAGUAUUCCCUAGAGUCUGUGACAGUACUAUAUUAAAUUACUAUCAAUUAAUUAUCAACUUAGAUAUCAUUUAAUAAUGACUGCCUCUUUAAAAAAGACUGAUUCUGCCAACGUGUCAAUAAUUUCCACCCAAUCGUCAAUUAGCUCAAUAAAAUCCAAGACAAAGAGUAUAAUCGGAAAGUUCAAGGGGAAAAGAAAGGAAUCGACCCAUUUGGGAACUAUCGUUGAAUACUUGGCCAUCAGGUAAAGAAGAUGCGAAUUUACUUUGGCUAGAUUUAGAGAGAACCCCCUGAUCGUCAAUGCAAGCUGCUGCUUCCUUGCGUGGGUUCUUUGCUUCUAAGCCACGUCAAAGAAAGGCGUGGAAGAUGCAGAAUCAUGGAUUCAGUGACGACCUAAAGUUUUAGAUCCACUACUGGAUAGUUGGUAUUUGCCUAUGUUUUAAUAGCUUUGUUUGUAAUGUUAAUAAUGUAUAAGCCUUAACGCGUUAAAUACAAAAUUUUCGCGCCUUCGGUGUU
Spathaspora passalidarum NRRL Y-27907 is the source of this 554-nucleotide messenger RNA. RefSeq lists its product as uncharacterized. NCBI's taxonomy places the organism in Eukaryota, Fungi, Ascomycota, Pichiomycetes, Serinales, Debaryomycetaceae. The coding region runs from base 116 to 286 and encodes 56 amino acids. The transcript has a single exon. The record is from RefSeq and is a predicted model, not a curated record.